Messenger RNA from Clarias gariepinus (North African catfish), 1320 nucleotides. RefSeq names its product even-skipped homeobox 1 (gene evx1). The transcript is spliced from 3 exons. The coding region runs from base 1 to 1104 and encodes 367 amino acids. NCBI's taxonomy places the organism in Eukaryota, Metazoa, Chordata, Actinopteri, Siluriformes, Clariidae. The record is from RefSeq and is a predicted model, not a curated record. Gene Ontology annotation, cellular component: nucleus. Gene Ontology annotation, molecular function: DNA-binding transcription factor activity, RNA polymerase II-specific; RNA polymerase II cis-regulatory region sequence-specific DNA binding. Gene Ontology annotation, biological process: regulation of transcription by RNA polymerase II.
AUGGAAAGCAAAAAGGGCGGCCUGAUCAUGAGCGAGGGCGGUCGCACUGGCACACUGAGUUCUAAUUUCUUCGAAGUUGCUGGCGACCACGUACGCGACCAGCAAGACAAGGCGGCUCGCCGGAACGAGACUGCCCCGGACUGUUUUCCCAAAUCAUGGGACCGAGUAAACGAGACGAGGGAGGAAACGCAGAGUGGCAGUUUUAAGGAAAUGAGACCCAUGAGUAAGCAGGAGAAAGAGCUCUCAGAUCACCCUAGGAAAGAAGCAAGCAGUUCCGACGCAGAAUCGGACUUCUACGACGGGAUUGAUGCAAGUUGCACCCCUGAGCGCAUGGAUUACCACACUGCCCAAGGAGAUGAAUCUCCGAGUCCCAGCACACAGAGCCCAGUGGAUGGUGGGAAGAUUAACACAUGCCCCGGAGUCCUUUCAUACGGGUCGGAUCAGAUUCGACGUUACCGCACAGCUUUCACGAGGGAGCAGAUAGCUCGACUUGAAAAGGAGUUCUACAGGGAGAAUUAUGUGUCCCGUCCACGCAGAUGUGAAUUGGCGGCCGCGUUAAAUCUGCCAGAAACAACCAUCAAGGUAUGGUUCCAGAACCGGCGUAUGAAGGACAAGAGGCAGCGGCUGGCGAUGACUUGGCCUCACCCAGCCGACCCAGCCUUUUACAGCUACAUGGUGAGCCACGCGGGAAACCUGCCGUAUUCGUUUUCGUCCCAUCUUCCCGUGGCCUACUACUCCCCUCUGAGUGGCAUGGCCGGGGGGUCGGCCACUGCAGCUGCAGCGCCUGCGUUUGCUAACCCUUUGCGCUCAUUGGACACGUUUAGACUCCUUUCUCAUCCAUAUCCGCGUCCGGAGCUGCUUUGUGCGUUCCGACACCCAUCGCUGUACGCAAGCGCAGGUCACGUCCUUGGUCCCGGCGGGACCGCAUGCUCAUGCCUCGCUUGUCAAUCAAACGGGACUGCGCAGAGGUCGCCGACAAAUGCAGACCUCACAUGCUCGCCCACUAGCAGAGAUGAUCCUUUCCUUAUGUUCUCGCAGACCUUUCUCAACAAGGCACCGUCCGUUUCUGUUGAUCAGAGGGAGCAAGUACCGUUGCCCAGAUAAGAUACAUAAACAGUUACGGACCUUCAUCAAUUUAACAUGUACUCGAACGCAUGAACAGCACGAACUCAACAGUCUGCUAUGCAAAACUGUGUAAGCCUUUACAUUUCCAAUGAUGAAGCUAGCCUUUGCAUAAUGGAGGACAUAUAUUUAAACAUUAUGAUCUUUUAAAGAAAGCACCAGUUGUAUUUAUUCAAAUAAUAAAAAAAGAAAGUUCAU